CGCAACACAAGUUAACGGCAUUUCAUUACGAGCAGUUGUACGAUGCGGUGAGUGGCACAGUGGACAAAUAAAAUAACAAAAAAAUGCGAAACAUCUACAAACAAAACGGAAGUGGGGAUAUACGAAACUAAAGAAUUUAUGCAAAACAAAAGGUUCAAGCUCUUAGCCGACAUAUGUUUAUACAAAUUCCUAGAAAGAGUGUAUAAAAGUUAUAUUAAAUUGCAAAAUUGCCUUUCUUAACGAGUACUCAGCAUCUGAACUGCAAGCAUUGAUUUUACCCAUCUGUAUUGGUCUCGGAUAGGGCAGCUGUCACAAGAAUAGAAUCAGCAAAGGCAACAAACAGUUUCACAAGGGUGGAGAGGAAAAAAUAUAAAACUAGAUUUUCACUUUCACAUCAUCGCGGAUAAUUAUCUUUGAAUGACGAUUUUCUUUCCAACCCAGGUGCAUUGUGCAACAAUUUAAAUUUCUCAAGAUGAAAAGUGUUAUAGGUAUAAGACUGAAAGAUUAAAGAACAGUAGUGCUCAAAUGAGAACGUGGAACUGAGCAAGCAAUCCAAAACUGCUAGAAAACCACCGAAAAUCUAGAGUAUCAAUUGUGGGCAGCUGCAACGCCUACUCCGAAGAACAAAAGACUUAAGUUAAAUAACAAACACAAUAAACAAUAAAAAUAGGCGAGUGCAAAAUUGAAAAAUGUCGUCCCGUCUUAAGGAGAAAGUGACCGCGGCUUUACGAAAAUUCAACAAGAGUAGAAGUCGCAGUGGCAGUGGUGAUAAAACGGCUGAGGCUGGGGGUGGCGCAAGUGUGAAUAGCCCUGGAGGAAAUGUUGGCGGCAACGCGACGGCGAAGAACUCAAACGGUAAUGCAGCUGUUGUAGCUGAAUCGCCAGGUAGACGUCUACGUCGACAGGAUAACAGAGUUUCACCAGCUUCAAGUAGAAUGGUUAUGUCAGUCAAUGUUCAACAUGUUCCCGAUCACAGUAUUCGGGCACGGCGCCUAAUGAAGGAAUACAAGGAGAUACAAAAAGUGCACAAUAGUAAAAACGACCCAAUAUUCACGGUGGAACUUAUAAACGACAAUCUGUAUGAGUGGUACGCACGACUCCAUAUUGUCGAUCCAGAUUCGAAAUUAGCGAAAGACAUGGCUGAGAUGAACAUUCCAUUUAUACUCCUGCAUCUUGUAUUUCCCGAUAAAUUCCCAUUCGCACCGCCUUUUAUGCGAGUAGUCGAACCGAGAAUCGAAAAGGGCUUCGUAAUGGAGGGUGGAGCAAUUUGUAUGGAACUUUUAACGCCACGCGGUUGGGCCUCAGCGUACACUGUAGAGGCGGUGUUAAUGCAGUUUGCAGCGAGCUUAGUUAAGGGACAGGGACGUAUUGUGCGGAAAACAAAGGGUUCAAAAGAUUUUAGUAGACGAACAGCGGAGGAAGCAUUCCGUUCAUUGGUAAAAACACACGAAAAAUACGGCUGGGUAACUCCAGCACUUUCCGACGGUUGAAUGGCUAUACACUUGCUACAUCUGUGUACACAAGUGGUGUAAGAAAACAAAAACACAAAUGUCAAAGAAGAAUGCAGUUCUGGUCCUUUGCUCUGACCAAAAGUAUACUCAUAAUUAAGUUUAUUUAUUAGGCAUACAUAAGUAUAUUUAAACAUUUAUUGAACUCGGUAUUUUCGAUUUUCGUUAAGAAGCUGCCACAAAAAGAUAAUUCGUUUUUAAGUAUGUAAUAGUAUUUGUAAUUGUAUUAUCAAUACGGUUUGCUCAUACAUACAAUAUAUAUGGUAUAUAAAACAUAUAGCUUAAUAUAAAUAUACCUUCCAUGUUUAUUUAUUUUUUUCUGCAAAAAAUGGCGAUAGAAUAAGAUUUUUAUAAAACACCCCGUAAGAUAAUAUACACUAAUAACAAUAUGGUAAAUUUAUCAAUUCGCGAGUUCGCAAAUAAACCGAAAACCAUCCAGAAACAACUUAGAAAUGUAAAUACUAAAAUCAAAAAUAAAUUAAUUAUAAUAUGUAUAAACUAAAUUAACCCUUUGAAUAUGUUCCGAUCUUUCAAUUGAAUGCAAAACGUGUAUGCAACAUGGUGGCAUUUUUAUUUUAAGCAAUUUUUUUUAUAGAUAGUAAUGUUUACGGUCGCAAAAGUCAAAAUUAUGGUAAUUUUCCUGGUUUCAUGCAAUUAUUAUUUCAUUUAAGAGGGAGCUCACUUUGCAAGGUAAAGCUGCAGAAGUGAUUUACCAACAGUUUGCAUAAAACACAAGAGUUCAAAAUUUUAGUUAAGAUUUUAAUUAAAACACUAUACACCAAUAUACAUAUGUAUAUUAAUUAAGCAAGCUGUGUUAUAGAAUUGGAGAAACCAAUGUUUUGUGAUUUCAUAGAUACUGAAUUUAUUACCAAAAAAUUACUUUUUUAUAUACAUACAUAGUUAAAAUAAUUUAAAUAAUUUAUUUAUGUUGACUCCAAAGACUAUUAGUACGUAAUCACUUAUUAAAUAUAUACACUUUUAAGAAAAUAAUAUGCAGUAAAUCUAAAUAUUUAUGGAAGUAUUUGUAACGCUUGUUUUCACAAACAACCGUCAUAUGCAUAAAAUGAUUUGAUUGAGUCUAAAUGCAUCUAAAAUAUGUAGGUCUACCAGUUAUCGUUAUAUAGUUUACUAUUUCUCAGUUUCAAACAUGUAUACAUAUAGUAUAUAACACGAUAAAUAUUAUAUAUUUUUUAAAUUAGUUUAAAAUACUUUACACAGACAAAAGUGUUUAUGUGUAGCAUUAAAUUCUGCAUACUUUUCGUGAAUUCGGUUGUAAAAUUGUUUAUGUUCAUAAAAAUUUGCUGUACGAAAAUAUUAUUCAGUAUUGUGCGGAUUUUGCGAUGUUUUGUAAUAAGUAUGCAUAUACUAUACCCUAUAUGCAAGUAAGCAUUCGUAUGUUCAAAAUAAUUUAAUAAACCUCUAUGUGUAAUAAACAA
Bactrocera dorsalis (oriental fruit fly) is the source of this 2944-nucleotide messenger RNA. RefSeq names its product ubiquitin-conjugating enzyme E2Q-like protein 1. The record is from RefSeq and is a predicted model, not a curated record. NCBI's taxonomy places the organism in Eukaryota, Metazoa, Arthropoda, Insecta, Diptera, Tephritidae. Bases 690 to 1490 code for a protein of 266 amino acids. The transcript has 5 exons.